AUGAAUUGUAUUCUCGCAUUUCUCUUUUACAUAGCAGCCAAUGUUGAGGAAAAAAAGAAUAAUUCUUUUCCCAACACUCAAACUUUCGAAAGCCGAAUAGUGUUCCUGAGCUCGCGAUCCUCUGUAUCACACUAUAGCGUCCAUAAUUUUAAAAAGACCGUCGCAUUCCCUUCAUCCCGGUACUCUGAUAUAUUUGCAACUCAGACCAGGUUGGAUGAUCACAGAGAAUUAAGUAAGGACAAUCCUCCUAGCGGUACGUACGUUAAGGCAUAUUGCUCUUUUAAAUAUGAGGGUUUCGAAAUAGCAAAGAUAAUCAGCAGACCUCUGAAAAAUUGGUCCGCCAGUACCCAUAUUCAUUUUGGUGUUCACCCACAGGAAGCGGAGCAAUGUCUGAAAAAAGCCAAACCUAUCAUUCCUAAAGGGACAGCAAGGACCCCUAUUUCUCUAAAAAGUCUCUUAAAGGAGAGAGUUUGUGACGAAAAUUUAAUAGCUUACCUAGCCUAUGGCCGUAAAAUCGUGGUAGGUGGAAGAUUUAAAGACUUUGCUCCAACUAUUCAAGGAGAGGAGCUCGAUAUUAUUGCCGAUGUCCCAUUAAGCAUGGAGAACGUAAUUUACCAGAAAGAAAUCUUAAUGGAGCAUGAGACCGACGAUUUUCAUUCGGGACUUGUUUGGUAUCAAGGUCAUUUGCAUCUGUUUAGAUUAAAUUUAAGUGGCAAUGGGUGGUUUGCCGAAACUGACUUAACCAACGAGAUGGCAAAUGGAACUCCGAUAAUUGAGCAUGCAAUGCAAGCCCAUGAACAAUUAAAACAGCUCAAAGACCUAUGGGAGCAAUUAAUUAUCGUAAAUGGAGAGGGUGGCUCAUCACAGAGUCCGAGGGACUCGUACCUCGGGCCCAAAGAGUCGAACAAGAAAUUUCGUGAUCAAAUAACAAAUACUUUGAUAGAAAAACUUGAGGCUAGAACGGCGAAAGGAGAAAUUUAUGGAACAGCCCAGUGGAAAAAACGUUACGAGGGUUAUAUUCUAGGGUACAUGGGUUAA
Blumeria graminis f. sp. triticale is the source of this 1038-nucleotide messenger RNA. The record is from the annotation of a GenBank genome assembly. Lineage: Eukaryota; Fungi; Ascomycota; Leotiomycetes; Helotiales; Erysiphaceae.